Messenger RNA from Symbiodinium pilosum, 1329 nucleotides. The record is from the annotation of a GenBank genome assembly. NCBI's taxonomy places the organism in Eukaryota, Dinophyceae, Suessiales, Symbiodiniaceae.
AUGGGUACGGCUGUGGGCCUGGUGGUGGCUUCGGGCCUGGUGGCGGCUAUGGACCUGGUGGCUAUGGGCCUGGUGGCUGUGGCCCUGGCGAAGGCUGUGGGCCUGGUGGUGGUUAUGGGGCUGGGCCCGAUGGGUGUGGCGGUUGCGGGCCUGGUGGUGGCCCUGGCGGUUGUGGGCCUGGUGGCGGUUGUGGGCCGGGUGGGGGCUGCGGGCCUGGCGGGGGCCGCGGCCCUGGUGGCGGUUGGGGGCCUGGUGGUGGUUGCGGAUUUGGUGGGCCUGGAGGUGGUGGUUGCGGGCCUGGAGGCGGUGGUUAUGGGCCUGGAGGCGGUGGCUGUGGGCCUGGUGGCUGUGGGCCUGGUGGCUGUGGGCCUGGUGGCUGUGGGCCUGGUGGCUGUGGGCCUGGUGGCUGUGGGCCUGGCGGUUGUGGACCUGGUGGUCCUGGUGGUCCUGGCGUGUUCGGGCCAGGUGGGUAUGGAAUUGAUGGAGGUGCUGGAACUGUUGCUUUUACUGGUGGUGCUAUGGAUGUUGGCUCAUCCAGUGGGAGAUAUCCUUACUACGGUGAUGAAGGCACGUGCAGCUGGGUUGGGAGGCGGUGUUGGCUUUGGCGGUGGCCUUGGUGGGGGCUUGAGCGGGGGCUUCGGCGGGGGCUUGGGCGGUGGCUUCGGUGGUGGCUUUGGUGGCAUGGGCCCGGGUGGUGUGGGAGGCUUUGGGCCAGGAGGGUUUGGACCAGGCCAAGGAGGCAAGGGUGGGCGAGGUAACGUGCCAGUGAAAGUCAUAACCCGAGAGGUGCCGAAAGUCGAAGUCAAGCAGGUGGAAAAAGUUGUCGAGAUUCCCAACAUCGAGUACGAGGACCGUCUCGUGGAAGUCCGUGAGGUCCGGGAGGUGGUGCGGCGCGUUCCACGCAUAGAAGUUCGAGAAAUCCCAAUUGAGAGGGUCAUUCAGGUACCUAAGAAGAUUGUACAGGAGGUUGAGCAGCCUGUCUACAGGCCAGUACCGCAUCUGGUGAAGCAGCAGGUGGAGCGGGAAAUUCCAGUUGCCAAAGCAUAUACUCAGACACUGGAGGUUGUGAAGCAGGUUUCAGUGCCAACCAACGAAUCUGGAGUUGUUUUGCCACAGUCGACUGUGGCACCACAGCUGGCACAGACGUCAACCUCGCCGGCCUCGGUCGUGGUGCAUGCGCCGAGUGUUAGCAGGACAUAUGCACUGCCGGCGGUGCCCAGCACAGGUCCCACAUCUGCUUGCCAGGGAGCCGCAGUCUCAACGCCGACGGCUGUGCCCACAGGUGCACUUGGGGCAGCGACACCACCAGCAAUGUACCCCGCUUCAGCA